UGCAAUCCCUAUUGUCAGGCAGACGACCAACUUGUUGAUGUUUAUAAAAUGAAGACACAUCCUCCGAAGUAUUACUUAAAUACCCUUUCAAAUAAUGAUUUGGAAUCAUUCACUGGGAAGGAUAUUGAUAAUGCGUUUCAGGAAAUAUACGAAAUCGAAAUGAAAAAGAAACGUGCUCAAAUAAUGAGAAGACUAGAUUCUCAAUCAAAGAAAAAUACUCAGCAGCUUGCUACAUUUAUGCCAAGAACACCUCUCUGUCAGACUUUCAAAAAGCCAGCUUCACCAAACGGUUCAUCACCUGUUUACACGAAUCGAUCCCCAGCUAUUAAGCGCUUUGAUCCUGUUAUGUGUACAUUCAAUUCAUCAGAAUCAGAUGGUCAAGGGUUCCGUAAAUACACCAGAUCAUUAUUACAAACACCUAGAAUAAAGAACGUCAAAUUGAUUAACAUGAGCUACAGUCAACCUUCAACUCCAAAAAUCAACUUCAACCAAUCACAUCAAAUGCCAUAUCAGACACCAAGCCUGUUGAAUAGGAAUGUGAAUUGGCCAUCUGUACAAACUUUUGAUAUACCCCUGACUCCUCUGUUGAAUGAUCCAUUAAAUGUAUUUGAGGUGAAAUCUGGAAAUCAAGAUAUCUUUCCACUUGAUAUUCUUCAAAUGAUUGAUGAUGACACUAAGCCUGUGGAGUCGGUAGAUAAAGAGCUACACAGAUAUACAGAUGUGACGCUGAGUGAUCUCAAUGUGGCUGAUUACCUUUUGGACAUUGCAGAAGACUAUUCUACAACCAAUACCAUCACCACCAUAGCACAAGUCUCACAGCAAAACACUCCAGAUAAGCUGAAUACAAAGAGAAAAUGCAGACGAGCAAAACCUGUGAAUUAUGAAGAGUCUUUAGUUUACAAGAGACAAAAGAAAGAAAGAGAUAGAAAGAUGAGGCAAAAAAGAAAGGAGUCUUUCAAUAAGCAGCCCAUUGGUCUGAGGCGGAGCCAGCGAAAGACCAAAAAGAAUGUCAAAUACUUCUAGACAUCAACUUAAUCGAAUGGUAAACUCAUUUGUUAAUAUGUUGAAGUGAUUAAACCGUCAAAGAGGAACUUUUGAAACAAUUUAGAGUGGGAUCUUAUAUGAAGAGACAGACAACUUGUAUUUUUGUGAUAAUUUGAUAUCUCUUAUAAAGUAAUCAAAUGUUCUGUUAAAAUCAAAUUGUCGGGUGUAAAAUGUCCGCAGAAAAAAAAACUUGACUUGCUUAUUGCUAUGCCUGUGAUGAACUCUUUUACAGCUUAUUUUUAUACAUUUGUUGAAAUUUGAAAUGUUUUCAUGGUGAUUUUUACUUAGUUGUAUGAUUACUAGUAAGUGGCUUAAUGGACAAAGAAGGAAUGUAGGAGCCUAUUCCUGCACUAAAAACAAUUUAGUGAUAAAAAGCAAAUCAUAUUUGUUUACCUUCAUUCUGAGAGAAACUGUUAAGAGUGUGCAUUAAUUCAUUGAAUAGUCUGUGUAAAGUUUAUUGACUGUGCUAACAUGAUCUAGGUUCCAUGUGCAGCUAGACUAAUAUAGUAAUUGAACUAUUGGUGAUGCUUUGACCCAAUACUCAAUGGAGUUAAAUGAGAAUCUAGGAGUAAUAUGUGUAAUGUUUGUAGCAGAUUCUGAGAAACCUUGCCAUGUAGAAUUGCUGUACUCUGUUAUUACUGUUUCAGUGUGGCUCAUUAUAUUCCAAUUAAAUAUUAAAUGUAGGUUCAAUUUAUUUCAUUCACCCUGGGUAUUAAAAUUGGAUACAAUUGGU
Molecule: messenger RNA, 1777 nt
Organism: Pecten maximus
Lineage: Eukaryota; Metazoa; Mollusca; Bivalvia; Pectinida; Pectinidae
Exons: 6
Coding region: 49-1023 (324 amino acids)
Source: RefSeq, a predicted model, not a curated record